Molecule: messenger RNA, 473 nt
Organism: Hypomesus transpacificus
Lineage: Eukaryota; Metazoa; Chordata; Actinopteri; Osmeriformes; Osmeridae
Gene: rpl31
Product: ribosomal protein L31
Exons: 5
Coding region: 57-434 (125 amino acids)
Biological process (GO): cytoplasmic translation
Cellular component (GO): cytosolic large ribosomal subunit; ribosome
Molecular function (GO): structural constituent of ribosome
Source: RefSeq, a predicted model, not a curated record
GGUGUUCACUACCCACAAUCCUUUGCGACUUCCUUUCCGACUUUACUCGGGCAGAAAUGGCGCCUACCAAGAAGGGAGGUGAAAAAAAGAAGGGUCGUUCUGCCAUCAACGAGGUGGUGACCAGGGAGUACACCAUCAACAUCCACAAGCGCAUCCAUGGAGUGUCCUUCAAGAGGAGGGCUCCCCGCGCUCUGAAGGAGAUCCGUAAGUUCGCCAUGAAGGAGAUGGGGACCCCUGACGUACGCAUCGACACCCGUCUGAACAAGGCUGUGUGGACAAAGGGAGUCAGGAACGUACCCUACCGCAUGCGCGUGCGUCUGUCGAGGAAGCGUAACGAGGACGAGGAUUCUCCCAACAAACUGUACACCCUGGUCACCUAUGUCCCCGUCACCACAUACAAAGGUCUGCAGACAGUCAAUGUGGACGAGAACUAGUUUGUUCACCAUUGUGGAAAUAAAAAUCGUAAAAGGAAA